Molecule: messenger RNA, 1929 nt
Organism: Adelges cooleyi (spruce gall adelgid)
Lineage: Eukaryota; Metazoa; Arthropoda; Insecta; Hemiptera; Adelgidae
Gene: Sec22
Product: vesicle-trafficking protein SEC22b
Exons: 5
Coding region: 118-759 (213 amino acids)
Biological process (GO): endoplasmic reticulum to Golgi vesicle-mediated transport; vesicle fusion with Golgi apparatus; retrograde vesicle-mediated transport, Golgi to endoplasmic reticulum
Cellular component (GO): SNARE complex; Golgi membrane; endoplasmic reticulum membrane
Molecular function (GO): SNAP receptor activity
Source: RefSeq, a predicted model, not a curated record
UAACAAUAAUUUUUUUUCAAAAGUCAACACGUAUAUAUUUUUAACAAUAUUUCAAAUCGGAGCUUUACUUAUUAAAGAGUAUUAUACAGCUUGUACGAUCGAUUUAUUUAUGUCAAAAUGGUUCUAUUAACUAUGAUAGCUAGAAUACCUGAUGGUUUACCAUUAGCAGCUUCUAUGCAAGAUGAUGAACAGGUCGGAAGGAAACUGGUCGAGUAUCAAAAUCAAGCAAAACUUCUUUUCAAAAAGUUAAAUUUCCAAUCUCCUCCACAGUGCACAAUUGAAUCCGUACCAUAUUACUUUCACUACUUAAUUGAAAGAGAUGUUUGUUACUUGGUAUUAUGCGAGAAAAAUUUCUCUAAACGAUCUGCAUUUAGUUUCUUAGAAGACAUAGCUGCAGAAUUCAAUAAGCUAUAUGGCAAACAAGUGUCAACUGUUACGCGUCCUUAUACAUUAAUAGAAUUUGAUAACUAUAUACAGAAAGCCAAAAAAAAUUAUAUAGAUUCCAGAGUACGUAGAAAUAUAAACACAUUAAAUAAUGAACUUCAAGAUGUGCAAAGGAUAAUGGUUCAAAAUAUUGACGAUGUAUUACAAAGAGGAACAGUGUUAUCAGAACUCGAUACUAAAGCACAAAAUUUAUCAAUAUUGUCAAAAAAAUACAAAAAAGAAGCAACCAAUCUCAAUUUAAAAUCAAUGUAUGUAAAACUUACUGCUGCAGCGGUUUUUGUUAUUGUAUUAUUUUUAUAUUUUUAUGUGUUAUAAAUUGUAUUUUAUAUUUAUAUGUUCUGCAAAAGGUUGGGGGGAAGUCAUAUUUUCUUAAAAAUGAAUAUCUAUUAUAAAAAAGUAUAUAUAUAUAUAUUUAUAAAUAAAUAAUUUUUGAAACUUGCCUUUUAUUUAUGAUUUGAUGUAUAGUAUUCUUCUUCAAGCUCAUACAACUCUGUUGACAUAUCAUCAACCAAACUAGUUAACUUUCUAUCACACUCUACUUGUUUUGUACGAAAGAGCUUUGAAUUUUGGGCUAUUGCUUCAUUUACAGAAGGGAAAUCAUUUAAAAUUAAAUAUUGUUUCAUAUCUGAAACAAGUUUUAACAAAGACUCUCCAGCUCGAACAAUGUUUGCUGCUCGAACUUCCAUUUCAAAUGCUAUUAAUUCACUUCUAGUAGCUUUAGAAAUUUGCGUUUGGUCAUCUUCGGUUUUGCAGAGUUUCACAAUACCUAAAAUUUGAAAAAAAAAUAGUUAUACUCUAUACAAAAGACAAGAAUAUAUAAAAUUAGGUGCUGAUCUAGCCUAUAAAAAGGGGAAGUGUCUUUAAGUGGAUGUCACAUUUAAAUUUAUUUAAAGACAUAUGUAAGGGCUAAAGGGUCUUAGCCCCUCCCCCAUAGGAGUUAAUGGAAAUAGCGCCACUAAUGGAAGCUGACGCCUCUACAGCGUGGGUUCCAAUUGACACAAAUACAACCAACAAACUAACUACAUAAAAAAAAAAAAACAAGCUAUCACUAUAGUUGGCAAAGUCAAAAGAUGUCCAUUGAUGCAAGAUACAUAUUCUUGAUAAAUGCAUAAUGAUAAUGCACUUAUACAAUUCUAUCUUAAUGUAAUAUGAUGUUUUUAUGAUUUAUAUUAUCAAUGACCAUAUCAAUAAAUAAUUUGAAAAAUCGAUUAAUUUGGUAUAAUCGAAACUUAUUGAUACUUUGGUACAUUUUGCCCAGCUCCGUACGACGUUUGAAAAUAAAUAAUACAAUAAAUUCCUCACCUUCAAAAUUUUCUAGCAUACACUUGACAUCACUUUUCAGCCGAUUCGUAUACGAUUUAGUAACAUUCAUGGAUGUAGACAUUGCUAAAUACUAAUGAUUUUAAAUCAAUUAAAACCAAAUAAUUGAAAAUUUGAAUAUUAUUUCGACUUUCAAGUUGUUUGACUUCGUAGUUCGUAAAUAAA